GAAUAACAACGUGUUAGAUCCACCAACGGCAUUAAGGUAAUUAGAUUACCUUGCCGGCCGAAACGAAACCUUUCAGUGUUUCGCCUGCCUUCGUUCAAGCUGUGGAUAUCGAUAUGGCGGAAGCAGAUUCAGUGGUGGCCAAAACCGGCGCUUAUAAAUAUGAAGAUGGUACCCGGUACGUGGGUGAGUGGAACUCCAAGGGCCAGAAAAACGGGAUGGGACACCUCAUGCUAUCUGAUGGGACCAGAUACGAUGGCGCCAUGACGGCUGGACUGUGCUCUGGACUUGGAGUCAUGGCGUUCCCCGAUGGAGCGAAGUAUGAGGGUGAAUUCAUGCAAGGCUGGUUCCAUGGACAUGGAGUAUUCUGGCGAUCGGAUGGGAUGAAGUUUGAAGGGGAGUUUCGAGGAGGCCGCGUUUGGGGAUUGGGUCUGGUAACCUUCAACGAUGGCAGCAAUGGGUUCCCGCGGAACGAGGGUUACUUUCAAGACUGCAAGAUGGUCCGUCGCAAGCGUUGCCCUGAGGUGGUCCAGCGGGCACAGAAGGUGGCCUACAUGGCCCGCGCACAGUGCCAGCAAAUGUAGCAGCAUUAAAUAUCUCUUUUUGUCUUUUUUUGGGGCUGUGCCAUAUAUGACACAGUUUAUUCCAGCGCUUCUUCUGGUUAAGGCAUGUUCACUUUAAUAAAGCGGAAUUUAUAUUACGGAAUUAUUUGCACGAAAUUAGUUUUUCAAUUUAUUGCACGUGUAAACGUCUUAUCUAGCCGAUGUGCGAAUUAAGGUGAUAUUGGAUUCCUUUACAGGAUCAGGUAUUCUAUAAUGAUGCUGUUAUGAUGUCGGUAAUCAAAGGUCUAGCUCUAAUUAAAAUGAUCAAUGGGAUUAUAUUCGAAUGUAUUGAUGUCGAAUAGAGACGAUUAAUAUUACACUGUAAUAUUAGUCCGUCAAUCAAUUAUCUGUGGGAAUAAUGUAGCUGUGAUAAUUCCAGAUCAUGUAUAGUUCGCGACAGGUCGACAUGGCAAUCGGAGUGGGGACGCCCCGCUCACCGCACAGCCCACUCGCUAACCUGGUGCGGGAUAGCGCGGGUGACGUGUGGGUGUGCGGGGCGUCACUCCACCUCAUAUCCCGAUUGCUAUGUCGACCUGUCGCGAAAUAUACGUGAGGGAAUCUGCUUGGCAGAAAUUAUGUGGAAAAUAAUAUAACAUGAUAUUAUUUUCAAGAACGUAAAUUGCAGGGUCCAUGCUGAAUAAAGAUGCAGGGUCCAUGCUGAAUAAAGAAUUUCCACGGGACUAUUAAAAACCGAAACUUGCGCGUGUCUGCCUUUUACAUUUUCACAACUCACUACGAAAUCUUUGAUGAAAUUUGAUAUAAAAAUUACUUUUUAGCUCGGAAAAAUCAAAGAGUUCCCACGAAAAUAAUACGAUAUUGUUAUAAGGUUAUUGUUAAAUGUUCUGUUUAUGUAAAUGUUGUGUAUUUUAAAAUAUUAAUCUUUAAUUAUAAAUGUAUAAGAAUAAAACAAUUGUCAACCCAACAAAAUAAUAUUUAAUUGCCAUCCUUUACAAUUAUACAUAAAUACAUUUUAAUUACUAAACUAAUUUAUUUUUUAUUUAUGUACAUUAACUUAUAAUAAAUUAUCAGUAAUUUGGGCGACGAUCCGACACGACGUUCAGAGUUCUAGAAA
Maniola jurtina (meadow brown) is the source of this 1671-nucleotide messenger RNA. It is a transcript of the gene rtp, whose product is annotated as MORN repeat-containing protein 4 homolog. The transcript has 4 exons. NCBI's taxonomy places the organism in Eukaryota, Metazoa, Arthropoda, Insecta, Lepidoptera, Nymphalidae. Bases 114 to 581 code for a protein of 155 amino acids. The record is from RefSeq and is a predicted model, not a curated record.